Messenger RNA from Zonotrichia albicollis (white-throated sparrow), 1898 nucleotides. Lineage: Eukaryota; Metazoa; Chordata; Aves; Passeriformes; Passerellidae. The record is from RefSeq and is a predicted model, not a curated record.
GUACGCAGUGAUCGCCUACGGCUGUGCCAGCUGCCCCAAGCUGACCUGUGAGAGGGAGGGCUGCCAGACAGAGUUCUGCUACCACUGCAAGCAGAUCUGGCACCCCAACCAAACGUGUGACAUGGCCCGGCAGCAGCGGGCACAGACCCUGCGCGUCCGCACCAAGCACACCUCGGGCCUCAGCUACGGCCAGGAGUCUGGGCCAGCUGAUGACAUCAAGCCUUGCCCGCGCUGCAGUGCUUACAUCAUCAAGAUGAACGAUGGCAGCUGCAACCACAUGACGUGCGCCGUGUGCGGCUGCGAGUUCUGCUGGCUCUGCAUGAAGGAGAUCUCAGAUCUGCAUUACCUCAGCCCCUCUGGCUGUACAUUCUGGGGCAAAAAGCCAUGGAGCCGUAAAAAGAAGAUUCUCUGGCAGCUGGGCACGUUGAUUGGAGCUCCUGUGGGCAUUUCCCUCAUUGCUGGCAUUGCCAUUCCUGCCAUGGUCAUUGGCAUCCCUGUGUACGUGGGGAGGAAGAUCCACAGCAGGUAUGAGGGGAAGAAAACCUCCAAGCACAAGAGGAACUUGGCCAUCACUGGUGGGGUCACCCUGUCUGUCAUUGCCUCCCCGGUCAUUGCUGCUGUCAGUGUGGGAAUUGGGGUCCCCAUCAUGCUGGCCUACGUCUAUGGGGUCGUGCCCAUCUCGCUGUGCCGGGGCGGUGGCUGCGGGGUCAGCACAGCCAAUGGAAAGGGGGUGAAAAUCGAGUUUGAUGAAGAUGAUGGACCCAUCACAGUGGCCGAUGCCUGGAGGGCCCUGAAGAACCCCAGCAUUGGAGAGAGCAGCAUUGAGGGGCUGACCAGCGUGCUGAGCACCAGUGGCAGCCCCACGGACGGGCUCAGUGUCAUCCAGGGCAACUACAGUGAGACUGCCAGCUUUGCUGCCCUGUCCGGGGGCACCCUGAGCGGGGGGGUCCUCUCAGGGAGCAAGGGCAAAUACAGCAGGCUGGAAGUGCAGGCAGAUGUGCAGAAGGAGAUUUUCCCCAAAGACUCGGUCAGUUUGGGGGCCAUCAGCGACAACGCCAGCACCCGAGCCAUGGCUGGUUCCAUCAUCAGCUCCUACAACCCCCAGGACAGGGAGUGCAAUAACAUGGAGAUCCAGGUGGACAUUGAAGCCAAGCCCAGUCACUACCAGCUGACCAGCGGCAGCAGCACAGAGGACUCCCUGCACGUCCACACCCAGAUGGCAGAGAACGAGGAGGAAGAGGAGGAGGACGAGGAGGAGGAAGAGGAGGAGGACGACAAGCAGGAGCAGACGUGCCAACACCAAAGCUGUGAGCAGCAGGACUGCAUUGGCAGCCAGACGUGGGACAUCACCCUGGCCCAGCCCGAGAGCAUCCGCAGCGACCUGGAGAGCUCGGACAGCCAGUCUGACGACGUGCCCGACCUCACCUCGGACGAGUGCGAGUCCCCCCAGUGCCAGACUGCAGCAGGCUGCCCCCAAACCCCCCGAGCAAGAGGUGCCCAGAGCCCAAGUGCCCACCUGAGCCACUGUGCCCAAGCCGAGGGCUGCAGGCUGGAUGAGAUGGUCCAGCUGGAAUGCAUCGAGGCCAGAGUGUGAGCUGAGCACGUUCCCACUGGCACUCUGCAGCUGCUGGGCCGGGGUUGUGUCCCUGUUGGCUUCUGUUUGCCAUCCUCCAGCUGGCUCCCCCAGCCUCGCCCUGGGGAGUUGUUUCUUACAGAAAAAAAACCCAAAAAAAAAAAAACAAAGGAAAGGAAAAAAAAAAUCCCCCUUUGCCCUCUUUUUGUUUUAAUUUAUUGGUUCAAACUCUGUGAGGUGUGUAAGAGUGUAAAUAUGUACGUGUGUCUGUAUGUCUGCAACCAUCCUAAGGGACUCUUGGAAUAAAGACUCUGGUUGUCAUUGG